Messenger RNA from Xylaria bambusicola, 5142 nucleotides. RefSeq lists its product as uncharacterized. NCBI's taxonomy places the organism in Eukaryota, Fungi, Ascomycota, Sordariomycetes, Xylariales, Xylariaceae. The transcript has 5 exons. The coding region runs from base 1 to 5142 and encodes 1713 amino acids. The record is from RefSeq and is a predicted model, not a curated record. Gene Ontology annotation, cellular component: Lid2 complex. Gene Ontology annotation, molecular function: chromatin binding; ubiquitin-protein transferase activity. Gene Ontology annotation, biological process: histone catabolic process.
AUGGCACAGAAGACAAGCGACUCCGAUGAUCAGCCAAAUCCUUCGUCAUCCUCGACCAAGGAAAUCCCUGGGUCCGCCGCCGCCCAAAAACAGACAACGUCUCACACAUCUAGUAGCCCUGCACCUGCACCUCCAAAUGCACCCACGCCUACGCCCCAAUCUUCUUCAUCCACCAUCACCACCACCACUAAGCCUCUUGACUUCAAGCAAUCUGGAGAAAAUGCCGCCAACGCCAACACCCAGCCCAUGAGCAAGUCCCACUCGGCGGCAUCGAGCACAUUGUCCAAAGACGUCAUGGCUGGACCGUCACCGUAUGGCACCCGUUCUCGAAAUCGUGGUCAGGCACGGCCCAACUAUGCCGAGGACAGAGAUCUGGAUGUUGAGAUGGAGGACGCAUUUCCCGAAAAGAAGGAUGAGGAACCCAAAAAGGGCGUACGACAAACCAAUACAACGAUGAACGGGACGAGCGAUACUAGCAAGACUACAGCAUCAAGCUCGCGCAAAGGCGCUGCAGCAGACGAUUCCAAGGUUUCAAGUUCUCACGGCUCUAGCAAAGACGCGCAUUCCACACCUACGCCCGCGAACGCGACCGGCCCCGCAACCUCCUCAGGUACAUCUAAAAAGCGUAAAGCCGCAACACAAGCAUCUAUGAACAAUAUGCACAGCCAAGCUAGCACGCCAACACCGACGCCGACUGCGUCAGCUGCUACAGGUACAAGGCGAGGCGCUGCUCAGGCAGUAGCGCAGCCUAGCGCAGGAUAUAGGGAGACCAACAUGCUCAGCUUUGAUAAAUGCGGUGGAAUACCAAAGGAUGGCAAAAUGGUUGCUGAUGACGGGACCGUGCUAGAAGCAAAUGACCACGUGUACCUGGUGUGCGAACCCCCCGGGGAACCCUACUAUCUAGGGCGCAUCAUGGAAUUUCUGCACAUGCAGAACGAUCCAAAAAAGCCAGUAGAUGCAUUAAGAAUUAAUUGGUAUUAUCGGCCAAAAGAUAUUGGCAAAAGGGUCAAUGAUACGAGAUUGGUGUUUGCUACCAUGCACUCGGACAUCAGUCCGCUGACAUCGCUACGCGGCAAGUGCCAAAUCCGCCACAAGGCCGAGAUUGAGGAUAUGGACGCUUACCGAAAAACCCCCGACCGUUUUUGGUAUGAGAAACUGUACGACCGCUAUAUUCAGAAACAUUACGAUGUAAUUCCUUGUUUCCAGAUCGUCAAUGUGCCGGAGAAGGUGAAGAAGGUGCUGGAUGAGCGAUGGAAAUAUAUCGUCGUUGAGCAGGGCCGUGGCAAGGAGUUCACGAGUGCUGUGAAGCUAUGUAAGCGGUGCAACGGAUACUGUGCCAGUAAUGACUCGGUUGAUUGCGCGGUUUGCCAGCAGACAUAUCACAUGAACUGUGUUCGUCCUCCCAUACUGAAGAAACCAUCACGCGGGUUUGCUUGGGCCUGUGCUGCCUGUAGCCGAGCCCAAGAGCGGAAGCUGGAGGCUAGGCACACUCCAAGCCUCUUGGAUCCGCAUCACGAAGGAGAAGAAGAAGAGCUCUGGGACGAAGAGGAUGAUGCAAUUGACACCAAUCGCACAAGCCCUUCUGACGGGAUUGAUGACUCACAUAAGCCUGCCACCGAAGAACAAAUGUACCACGCUAGCUUAUGGCCAUAUCGCUACUUAGGCCAACACUGCAAACCAGAGGAUGCACUUGACUACGAUGACAGGAUCUAUCCACGAGCCGGGUCGCGUCUUGGUCCAAAGCAUCAAGCGACUGUACUGCCAUGGCCGGGUCGGCCUGUUAAGCUGGUCAAACCAAUUGAGAUUAAAAGAGGCAGCAAAAAGGACGCAAAGGCAACUAAGGAGGCUCUUGCAGCGGCGGCCGAAUCGGAGAAAAUGCGUCGUGAAAAGCGCCCAUGGAUCCAAGAUGAGCCGCCGGGAUAUGUUCCCCGAGGAGAAGAUUUCGAUAAUGACGACGCGAACAACACAGCGCAAUUGUUAUGGAAACCCUGUGAUGAUACAACCAUCGUACCUUUUGCAGGCUUUCCAAAAUCUAAGCAUGCCAUCAGCACAGUCGCUACUAAGUCCCCCAUAAAUAACUAUCUUCAAUCGGCAAAAUCCAAGAUAAUCCCGGUGCUUGGUUUACCAAAAGAGUCUACGAACUUCCUGGAUGUAGCCAUUAAUACUCUUUUCAAGAGUAAUUUCAAAUAUGAUGCGGCGCUGAGAAUGCUUGAUAGAACUGAAAAAUCAGCAUUUAAGGAACCGGAAUUAAGCGCUACAGAAAUUAAGAAGUUUGAAGAGGGGGUAACAAAGUUUGGAUCUGAGCUCUACCUCGUGUCUAGGCAUGUCAAGACCGCGAAGCAUGCACGCAUAGUUCGCUUUUACUACGCUUGGAAGAAGACGGAACGUGGAAAACAGAUUUGGGGCAAUUUUUCUGGACGAAAAGGCAAGAAAGAGGCCAAGAAGGCAGAGGCUGAUGCUAGCAAGCUGCAAGAUGACGUUGCUGAUGAUCACGAUGACUCCGCGUUUGAUACGGAUAAGGCCCUGGAACAAAAGCGUUGCUUUAUGUGCAAAUUUUGUGCAACGAAGUCUUCCAGACAGUGGCGGAGAGCACCAAAUUCUGCAUCUACAAUCCUCAGUGAAAACGGUGGGAAAGGUGCUAACAAGGAGAAAAUUCAAUACAUAGUUGCUCUUUGUCGGCGUUGUGCCGAGCUCUGGCGAAGAUAUGCCAUUCAAUGGGAAGAUAUGGAAGAUCUUGCCAAGAAAGUUGCCACAGCUGGGGGUAGAUCCUGGAAGCGGAGAGUUGAUGAGGAGUUGUUGAAAGAACUGAGGGCUGCUGAGGACAUGAUGAAUAUGACAGUCUACAGCAGCACGCCAACAAGACCCAGUCCUGCAUCUCGAGCAACUCCGCCAACUACGAAUGCCCAAUCUACGUCCACUGAUCCGCCACCACGGAAAAAGCUUAAAACCAUUGCUGAUAAGCACGCCGAUCAAAAUAGUGGAGAUGUUGCAACAUCAGUACCAGUACCUCCACCGAAAAAGAAAGAAAAGCCUGUUGAAAAACCACUCCCGCCACCUCCUCCGCCAGCUCCAGAGCUGCCCAAGUUACGCACACUUCCAUGUGCGGUUUGUAACCAAGGCACCAUUCUCGGAGAACAGGUCAUCUGCUGUAGGGAAUGCCGGUUGACUGUUCACCGAUCAUGCUAUGGAAUCCCUGAAAGCCGUAACAAGGACAAGUGGACCUGCGAUAUGUGCAUGAACGACAAGAUUCCGCAAGUCUCUAUCGCACACAAGUGCAUUCUAUGCCCUGUAGAGAAAAGAGAACAUGACUUCAUGGAGCCUCCAAAGAACACUCACAAGAAGAAGACGGAGAAGGACAGGGAAAAAGAGAGGACUGACCGAGAACUAGCCUUGAAGGCGGUGGAACUCUAUCAAAAAAGGCAGGUUGAGCUUAAACGGCCUGUAAAUCCAAGGGAGCCUUUGAAGCGAACAGCAGACAACAACUGGGUUCAUGUUACCUGUGCUAUAUGGACCCCAGAGAUCAAAUUCAGCAGUGCAAAGGCACUAUGUCUCUCCGAGGGUAUACCAUCAAUUCCUCGAGCAAGGUAUGAAGAAGUUUGCAAAGUCUGCAAAGACACAGGUGGCGCUUGUGUGCCUUGCCACUGCUGCCGUGCCUCAGUUCAUGUGGAGUGUGCCCACAAGAGUGGUUACCUCCUAGGCUUUGAAAUAACACCUGUCAAAGGUUCCAGGCGAGAUCAACACAAUAUAGUCACCAUAGGAGGGGAAACUGGGUCAAUGUCAGCCCUUAUCUGGUGCAAAGAGCAUAUUCCUCAAAAGACAGUGGUACACCGAAUGCAUGAUAUUGUCAAGACUGACGAUGACCAGCACAGUCACGCCAACGCUCUGCAGCUCUAUGUGCGUAACUUCAAGCAAGCCGACCUUGCCCUCACAGGCACAGUUCGUAAAGCAAACCUACUCAAUGUCGUCACAAAGGCAACAUCGAACACUGUACCAGCAAGUCAGAACAGAAGGCAUUCAUCGGCGCUGCCAUGCCAGAAGAGGUCAUGGAUCGACACUGAAGCUUUUGCACUCCUCCAUCAAAGUGGUGAUAAAGCUUGCAUCACAUGUGGCAUUGAUGUAAGCCCUAAAUGGCAUAGAAUUGAUGAAGCUCAGGAGAGGAUUCUGACCAACGGGUACGCUGGCACUGUCGGAGACGAUGUACGAAUGUUCCUUGCCCAACGGCAUUUUCAAUGCCACAAGUGCAAAAGAGAGGGUCGGCAGCCCGCCCCCCAUGUGCCACCGCAAUCCGUGGAACGGCCAGCAGAAGCAGUGGAACCACUACGUCCUCCGCCUGUCAUUAACCCAAGCGCUGCACCGAGCUCUCCCCAUCAUGCAACGCAUGCAGUGACUAGAAUGACCACUGAGCUUGGGAAUCCUUGGCCCCCACGGCCAACAUCAAGUGUGCAGCCACCUUUACCUCUGGGACAAACUUCAUUGCAUGGUCCGCCUGGAGGGGCGCCUCAACCUCCGCCAUUGACUGCGCCGAGAACCGGGCCAAGCCCCAUUGCUGCACCGGGGCCUCCGCCGGCACCUGCUCACACCUAUUCGACUCCGAACAGUUCAUACAGUGAAUGGCAGCGCAGCUCAGCACAGUCCUCUGUCUCCUCUCACCCAAUAACUGGGAGCUCCGGUGGGCCAAGUUCUGUGCACCAUAAUCACCUACGUGACCUGCGACCGCCCCCUAUCACUCCCAUGUCACAUCAUCAGGUUCCGCCGAUCCAGCAUGGCUUGGGACAACCCAUGAUCAAUGGGGCUCCACUCUCACCUCGACGGGGGCCGCUGGCUGUUCACAACGGGGGCACCCCCUUUGUGAGUCCGUAUCAUACCCCAACUCAUCCACCGUCUCUUCACAAUGUCACAAAUGGCGGACAGCCGUCUCGCUCGGACUUCUCGCAAGGACUGCUGUCUCAGCGUCCGGCAUUUCCAGCAACACCGCAACACAGGAGCCCACCAGUGUCUCAUGAUGGUGUCUCUGUGAAUCACGAGCCCAGUAUCAAUACCAAUAACAGUAGCAAUGCUAUGCUAACGGCUCCAAGACUCAACGAUGGGCGGCCUGCCAACGGUGCCAGCGCCAGUCCAUCUCUGCGCAACCUAUUGAUAUAG